Molecule: messenger RNA, 2448 nt
Organism: Frankliniella occidentalis (western flower thrips)
Lineage: Eukaryota; Metazoa; Arthropoda; Insecta; Thysanoptera; Thripidae
Gene: DppIII
Product: dipeptidyl peptidase 3
Exons: 14
Coding region: 133-2325 (730 amino acids)
Biological process (GO): proteolysis
Cellular component (GO): cytoplasm
Molecular function (GO): dipeptidyl-peptidase activity; metalloexopeptidase activity
Source: RefSeq, a predicted model, not a curated record
CCCCUCUCCCCGCCGCUGCCGACGCCGAACAGAUGCUUUAAAACUUAGCAGCGUAAAGUCACUUUCCUGUCAUCUUUGCACUUUGGCAAAUCAAGAGACUAACUAGAAUUCCUCAGCACAUCAAUUUCCAAAAUGUCUACUGCAGACCUUUCCCUAUUUACAUACCCUAAUGAUACCCCCUUUGUAGAGUUGGAUUGUACCUCUGCAUUUAAUGCUUUGACUGAUAAAGAAAAGCUGUAUGCCCAUUACUUGAGCCAAGCAUCGUGGUAUGGAGGUCUAAUCGUUUAUGUUCAAACCUCUCCUGAAGCACCAAUUAUUUUUUCAUUACUUCAUAGAUUAAUCACAGCAGAGGGUGUUGAAGAUCUUAAACGUACUGCCACAGAAGAUGGUAAAGCCUCAGAAGAAGAUGUAAAGGCACUUCUUGUGUACAUUGCUGGGGUGUUUGCUAACAGUGGAAACUACAAAGGGUUUGGAGACAGUAAAAUAGUACCAAAUUUACCUAAAGAGCGCCUUGAGGCGAUUGUUCUUUCAAGUGCUGCUUACAAAGCUGACCCUACAGUUAUCCAAGCUUUGUGGUCUGCCUGUGCUGAAAGUAUUUAUUCACUAGAGCCACUGCAGCAGCAUUUAGGUUUCAGUGACAAGGGUAUUACAACAUAUUUCACCCCAAAUUGUACUCUUAAGGAUUCUGAGUUGGUUGGUAAUUUUAUGAAAAAAUACAACCUUGAGGGUUACAAUAAUAGAUUAUUUAAGUAUGAGGAUGGUUCAAGCACAACUUAUGAGAUCCGCAUGGCAUCUGUGUUGGAGAAACACGAGAGCGAACCUUUUUUGAUGUCUGACACUACCUAUGAAGGCUGUACUUUCAGAGUCACACGGGGAGACUAUUCAGGUCUUUUGGAUUUAGUCUGUCAUAAUUUGGAAAAAGCCAAGGAGUAUGCAUCAAAUGAUCUUGAGACAAAAAUGUUAGAACAAUACAUUAAGAGCUUCCGUACUGGUUCUUUGGAUGCACACAAAAGUGGUUCAGGCAUUUGGAUAAAAAAUAAGGGCCCAGUAGUUGAAACGUACAUUGGUUUCAUUGAAACAUACAGAGAUCCAGCUGGAAUGAGAGGAGAAUUUGAAGGCUUUGUCGCAAUGGUCAACAAAGAAAUGUCUGCAAAGUUUGGUGCUCUUGUUGCUAAUGCAGAAUCAUUGCUGAAAGAGCUCCCAUGGCCUUCAACAUUUGAAAAAGAUCAAUUCCUGAAACCUGACUACACCUCUCUUGAUGUCUUAACCUUUUCAGGGUCUGGCAUUCCAGCUGGAAUUAACAUUCCAAACUAUGAUGAGAUUCGCCAAUCGGAGGGUUUCAAGAAUGUAUCCCUUGGUAAUGUUAUCCCAACUAGCUUCAAAGGUUUUAGACAUCAGUUCCUUUCUGAUGAGGAUGUUGCCCUGAUGGACAAGUAUGCUGUGACAGCAUUUGAGGUGUGCGUGGGGCUACAUGAACUGCUUGGACAUGGAAGUGGAAAGCUCUUUAGAAAAGAGGGUGGCAAAUACAAUUUUGAUAUUGAGAGUGUUGUGAAUCCUUUGACCAAUGGAAAGAUUACUGCAUGGUAUGAUGAAGGUGACACGUAUGAUUCCAAAUUUACCUCUCUGGGUUCAGCGUAUGAAGAAUGCCGGGCUGAAUGUGUUGGACUCUACUUGUCACUGAAUGAGAAUGUUCUGAAGAUAUUUGGAGCUGAAGGUGACGACGCAGAAAAUGUUUUGUAUAUUAACUGGUUGAACAUGUUCUGGGCUGGUGGUGCCAAGGCCCUUGAAAUGUAUUCUCCAGCUUCUAAAACAUGGUUACAGUCUCACUCUCAAGCAAGAUAUGUUAUCUUGCGUGUUUGCUUAGAGGCAGGAGAAGACUUUGUGAAGAUAACCGAGACAGAACCAGGAAAAAACCUGCUUCUAACUCUUGAUAGGUCUAAAAUUAAGACUGUUGGCAAAAAAGCUAUUGGGGACUUCCUGACAAAACUUCAGGUCUACAAGUCUACUGGAGAUGUGAAGAGUGCCCAGGAUAUGUUCAACAAGUAUUCAGAAGUUUCUGAUGAUGGUGUUUAUCCAUGGGCCACUUGGCGGUCCAUUAUUCUCGCUCAUAAACAGCCCCGCAAAAUCAUGGUGCAACACAACACGAAACUAAAUGGUAGUACAGUUGAUCUUCUGAAGUACCCUGCCACACCUGAGGGCUUCGUCCAGUCCUGGUCAGAAAGGUUCCCAUCAUCAAAGGUUGACAGCCUCCUCCAGACUCUCUGGAAGAAGGAUGCCAAGAAUUUCUAUGCUGAGCCUCCUGCCCAACUUGCUGCCGUUUGCUAAGUUUGCAUUUACUGCAAAUAUAUUCUUUUCUUUUUGUCAAUUGUAUGUGAAUAAUUUUUAUUGUUGUUUUUAAUUAAUUGAAAGCCAAACACAUGGCUAUUAAAAUAUAUUUUUUCAUGUAUA